AUGCCUUCUCCAUCCAGUCCAUUGGAAUAUCGGCCAACUCCACAUCUUAUUCUUAUCAUUAUUUUCGUUUUCCUUCCACUGAUUUAUUUGUGCGGACGACUGGCUGUCACAUCAUGUUUUAUGUUGUUAUUUGUCCUUAAAUCGAUGUUCUCACCAAUUUUGCAGUUAUUCUAUGGGAAUGAAUUGAUUCCCAUUCCACAGAUCGGUUAUGUACCGCCAGUACGAAUAAUGGCAAGUACAGUGCAGGAAGCACAGGUAGAGCAGUCUUCGGAUGAGCAGCUUACUGAUGAAAACGAUGGAGAACACGAACUAAUCAACACGGUAAAAAUUACUGAUGACUUUAUCAAAGCGCAACCUAAAAAUCCAACUAAUGCGCAACCUAUUCAGUCUCGUUUGGAGAUUCAAACAGGUUUAUCUUUGCUAAAAGGUUUUCAUGAUUCGGAACAUGAUUCUGGUAAUGAUGACCACUCAGCAUUAUCUGCAAGUUCAACAGCGACAACUUCCACCAAUCAAACCUUGGACAUACCGGGAGCGGAAAGUAUGCAAAGCCAUAGUAUUUUUAAGCGAUCGAUUCAGUGGCCGCGGCAUCGAGAUAAUUCUUCCCGAACGAAUGACAUGUAG
Messenger RNA from Cercopithifilaria johnstoni, 621 nucleotides. The record is from the annotation of a GenBank genome assembly. NCBI's taxonomy places the organism in Eukaryota, Metazoa, Nematoda, Chromadorea, Rhabditida, Onchocercidae.